Molecule: messenger RNA, 1197 nt
Organism: Aspergillus costaricaensis CBS 115574
Lineage: Eukaryota; Fungi; Ascomycota; Eurotiomycetes; Eurotiales; Aspergillaceae
Exons: 3
Coding region: 1-1197 (398 amino acids)
Source: RefSeq, a predicted model, not a curated record
AUGGAUAAGACUUCUGUUCAGGAGGCAUCCUCCCCCGCCGAUACCGACCGUAUUUCCGACCGUCAUGCUUCAGAAGACGAAAGCUCACCCCAGAUUGAGGACGUCGAAGCCCUCAAGGCCGAAGUUGCCUUUCUCCGGGACAAACUGGAGAUUCUUCAGGGAAAAGCUUCGCUCGACUUCAAGUUGCAAAUGCAGAUGCUUACUGCCGGGGCCACGGGCUGGCCAGAUUAUGAUUUCGAGGUCUUGGGGGACCACAUCCGCCGGGUUAUGUAUCGCAUAGAACAUUGGUGCCAACAACAUGCCCGGCAAGGUAUGCCUGAUACCGUUGAACUGGAUGACUUGGAAAAGCAAGCCAUCAUUCAUAGCCUAGAAGGCUAUUGGGUCCAAGAUUUGGAAUGGGAUACACUGAUGAAGUCUCUUCCCUACCCUUUCUCUCUGUAUAUGUCGGAGGUGCUCGCUCAGAGCAUCUUGACAAAGAACAUCGUGGAUAAGUUCUUUGUCAACCCAUUUUGGUACCUUGAAGGAGAAGGUCUCGAUCGGCAGGAUCAUACGACGGGUUCAGUCUCCUGUGCACAGAAUCUGCAACAUCUGUACCGACGAUUUUUAGAAAGUGGGAACUUCCCUUCCGCAUCCUUCUAUCAUCCUCAUCUGAUGCUGACCAGGACUGCAGCAAAUGGCAUCAGAGCCACCAUUUGGAAGAAAGAAACUACAAAGGAAUAUCGCACAAACGCUGUCGCUUUGUUCGCCUCCACCCUACUUUCCGACGUCUUUUUCCAGAGGCUAUUAAAAAGUGUGGAUUGCGACGAAGCGACGAAGCGAGAGGACAGUCUUCUGGAGUUAUGCAAAUUUGCUGAUGAGACAGCAAUUACCCUCGGCUCCAAUCAGGGACAUUGUGUGUAUAAGACACUGCCGACUAUGGGAACCACCUUUGAUCCGAGAUCCCACGAAGCGACAUUCCAUAACCUCCAUAAUGUCCGGGGUAAUGCUGACGAUGCCAGAUUGGCUGGCCGUCGCAUCCUAGGUAUAACCCAGCCGGCUGUAAUACUAAAGCUAAGGACUCUGAGGUGUGACGAGAACGUCUUGAAUAAAGCCGAGCUAUUGGUGGAACAUGGUGACUACACCGAGGAAGAUCAUGAGCGAGAGCGACCAAAGCCUUCUGCAAAAACCCUUGAAGAGGUUGAGACAGAAGAAGAAUAA